AUGGCGUUGCAGAGCGCUGAUCACUCAUUAUUCAUUCUUGUCACUCACACUAGCAUCUCUAUUGUUGUUGUAUAUGUUGACGACAUCUUAGUGGCAGGCAUUUUCCUGAAUCAGCAAAAAUAUGCUCUGGAUAUACUUUCUAACAAUGGUCAACUUGGUGCCCGGACCGCCUCCUUUCCAAUGGAACAACAUUUGAAGCUUUCCAAUGAAGAUGGAUCUUUACUUCCUGAUCCUAGCAUUUAUCGUCGUCUGCUUAGAGAAGGAAAUAAUCUACCUUCUGACUCAUCGAAAAAAUUGCCGACUCCGGAUCUGAUUGGAAGUAGUCAAAUUCAAUCCCCAAUUGCUGAUACUGAGGAAGAAACACAUGAAGAAAAUGGCCCCCUUAAUGAUGUUGACAGUUGCAGCAAUACUGUAAGGACAAAAUCAGUUGUAUGGCAACAUUUCAAGAAAGUUAAAGUUGACGGUUUUCGCCAAUCUCAGGCUGAUCACUCAUUAUUCACUCUUGUCACUCAUACCAGCAUCAUUAUUGUUGUUGUAUAUGUUGAUGAAAUCUUAGUGGCAGGCAAUGCUCUACCCCAAAUUCAGUUUUUCAAGAACCUUAUCUCCACUCACUUCAAAAACAAAGACCUUGGCUCUCUAAAGUUCUUUCUUGGCCUCGAAGUUGCACGUACUUUUACAGGCAUUUUCUUGAAUCAGCAAAAAUAUGCUCUGGAUAUACUUUCUGAUAGUGGUCAACUUGGUGCCCGGACUGCCUCCUUUCCAAUGGAACAACAUUUGAAGCUUUCCAAUGAAGAUGAAUCUUUACUUCCUGAUCCUAGCAUUUAUCGUCGUCUAGUUGGUUGUCUCAUUUAUUUGACCAUCACUCGACCUUACAUUGUUUAUGCCAUCAACAUUCUUAGUUAG
This is a messenger RNA of Pistacia vera, 903 nucleotides long. RefSeq lists its product as uncharacterized. The transcript has 5 exons. The record is from RefSeq and is a predicted model, not a curated record. Bases 1 to 903 code for a protein of 300 amino acids. Lineage: Eukaryota; Viridiplantae; Streptophyta; Magnoliopsida; Sapindales; Anacardiaceae.